GCGGGACGGAAACGGGCGUCCCUCUCGACCCCUGCGGGUCCCACGUGGCUGUGUGACCUUGGGCUGGGCCGUGGCCCUCCCUGGGCUUCCGGCUUCCCUGGGCCGGGUGCGGUGGGCGUUCCCGGAGGGCCUGUCCCCAAGGCCACGCCCAGAACCGCGCCCCUGGGGGCUUGGGACCCCCAGGGCGAAGGCGGGUGACCCGCAUGGCUGGUGCCACCCUGUCCUUUCACGCAGCUGACCCUGGAGCAGCCGCAGGGGGAUUCCAUGAUGACCUGCGAGCAGGCCCAGCUCUUGGCCAACCUGGCGCGGCUCAUCCAGGCCAAGAAGGCGCUGGACCUGGGCACCUUCACGGGCUACUCCGCCCUGGCCCUGGCCCUGGCGCUGCCCGCGGACGGGCGCGUGGUGACCUGCGAGGUGGACGCGCAGCGCCCGGAGCUGGGACGGCCCCUGUGGAGGCAGGCCGAGGCGGAGCACAAGAUCGACCUCCGGCUGAAGCCCGCCCUGGAGACCCUCGACGAGCUGCUGGCGUCGGGCGAGGCCGGCACCUUCGACGUGGCCGUGGUGGAUGCAGACAAGGAGAACUGCGCCGCCUACUACGAGCGCUGCCUGCAGCUGCUGCGACCCGGAGGCAUCCUAGCCGUCCUCAGAGUAAGGGAUCCACUGCGGGGGAGGAGAAAGCACCCUCUCGGGCCGGGUCCCCAUCUUUUCCCUUGACUCCUCUUAUACCCCAAAGCCCCACCCAGUCCAGUCAAGUAGGCUCGGGCCCGGGUACCCAGGCUUUCCUCCGCUUUGGUUCUCAGUCUCCGGCUCUGGUCACCUCCCGCCCGGGCACCUCCCUCCGAGGCCCCGCCUCCCGCCCAGACACCUCCCUCCGAGACCCCGCCUCCCGCCUGGGCACCUCCCUCCGAGACCCCGCCUCCCUCCUGGGCACCUCCCUCCGAGGCCCCGCCUUCCGCCCGAGCACCUCCCUCCGAAGCCCUGCCUCCCACGGCCCGGUUGGCCCCGCCCCCCCGCAGGUCUUGUGGCGCGGGAAGGUGCUGCAACCUCCGAAAGGGGACGUGGCGGCCGAGUGUGUGCGAAACCUAAACGAACGCAUCCGGCGGGACGUCAGGGUCUACAUCAGCCUCCUGCCCCUGGGCGAUGGCCUCACCUUGGCCUUCAAGAUCUAGGGCUGGCCCCUAGUGAGUGGGCUCGAGGAAGGGUUGCCUGGGAACCCCAGGAAUUGACCCUGAGUUUUAAAUUCGAAAAUAAAGUGGGGCUGGGACACACGA
This is a messenger RNA of Nomascus leucogenys (northern white-cheeked gibbon), 1271 nucleotides long. RefSeq names its product catechol-O-methyltransferase domain containing 1 (gene COMTD1). NCBI's taxonomy places the organism in Eukaryota, Metazoa, Chordata, Mammalia, Primates, Hylobatidae. Gene Ontology annotation, molecular function: S-adenosylmethionine-dependent methyltransferase activity; O-methyltransferase activity. The coding region runs from base 204 to 1169 and encodes 321 amino acids. The transcript has 4 exons. The record is from RefSeq and is a predicted model, not a curated record.